Molecule: messenger RNA, 5006 nt
Organism: Ahaetulla prasina
Lineage: Eukaryota; Metazoa; Chordata; Lepidosauria; Squamata; Colubridae
Product: ras-related and estrogen-regulated growth inhibitor-like protein
Exons: 4
Coding region: 680-1375 (231 amino acids)
Molecular function (GO): GTPase activity; GTP binding
Source: RefSeq, a predicted model, not a curated record
CCAAUUAGAACCAGAGGGCACUGAAACGAGGAACUUUCUCCUCCUGAAGCCUGGCAGAUAAAUAUAAAAUUUCAUUUCAUUUAAAAAAAAUAAUAAUACGUUGGCCUGAAAUUGCCUCUUGCAAAACCUAGGACCAGCCCAACCUGCUUACGGAUUCCUACCGUACAUGAAUACGUUCUGUGUAGCUCUCAUGGUGUGGCUUUUCUGCAUAGACGCAUUGCUCUGCCUUAUGUGCUUGGAACAUCGGUAACUGGCUCAUCGGAGCCCCACCCUAUAUGGGACGUGUGUGCAACACGCUGAAAAGACUUGAGUUCCUACAGAUACAGAAGACGAUGAGUCCCACCCGGAUCCUUUAGUUGCUCCAAGGUGGCUCCUCCUGUCCAUGGUUAAUUUUCAUUCUAUCCAUGGAUGUGGGGCGGAGUAGAAUUAGCCUGCUAGAUUUGUCAACUGAGUGACGAGCACUGACAGUCUGGUUUUAAGCACCUCUUAAGAAGGUGCUGGUUAGUAGCUUCCAGGAAGGAGAACCCCUUCAGUUCCUCCGGCUUGGUAUGAUCCAUGCAAAUAACUCCCACUGGUGUCAAGUGAGAAAGACUCAUUCUUAUUUUGAUUGAACAGAGGGGAAACAGCUGAAACAGUUUCCCUCAGCUGAUAGUCUGGACGAAACAAGAGAUCUUUAUCAAUGGUCCUCCGAAUCCCCCUUCGCAGGAGUGCCAGCUUCACUCCUGACCACCAGCCUGGGGCAGAGGUCUCCACUUCUACCCCUGUGAAAAUGGAAGCCAACGUGGUGGUCCUAGGAGCAGACAGCGUGGGAAAAUCAGCUUUGACGGUGCGUUUCCUUACUAAAAGGUUUAUUGGGGAAUAUGGAGACAUGGAGUCUGUCUACACUCACAGUUUGGCAGUAGAAGGCAAAGAGAUUCUUUUCCACAUCUGGGAUUUUCCUUGCUCACAGGAGAAGUCAGAGGACAACUCAUCCAAAGAUAAACGCAUCCAGUGGGCUGAUGGCUUUGUCUUGGUCUAUAGCAUCUGUGACCGUGCCAGCUUCAACAGUGUCCAAUCCAAAGUCCAGUUCAUCAAAGCCACCAAGGAAAGUCUGAGCCAGGAGAAAGUGCCCAUUGUUAUUGUGGGCAACAAGCGAGAUCUACAUCAUCACCGGGAGGUUUCCAGUGAAGAGGGACGUCUCCUGGCCCUCUCCAUGGAUUGUGAAUUUUAUGAGGUAUCAGCAGCCGAAACCUAUCAUGGAGCACUUAUGGUCUUCCAUGGCUUAGCAGAACGCAUCUGUGAGGCCAAAUUGGCCCUGAAAAAAGGCACAGGAAUCCGCAAUAUUGUCAAGAGUGUAUCUGCUGUCUUUGCUCGGAAAAGAACAGACUCAAUGUGAAAAAAAUCUAACGUUCUGUAAACACUGAGGGAGAACAUCCUGUUUUUCCCCUCUUAUUUAGGCAGAGUCGGAGCAUGGAUUUUGCCGAUGUGGAGCGUCAACCUCCUCAUUCUGCUAAUCCUGAAGGAGAAUCAAUCCAAGAGUUGGUCUAGAUGGCUGUCCUGGGUGCAAAUUCAAGAAGAAUGGGGCUCUCAAAGGAAGGAAAUGGCCAUGCCUGUCUCUCCAUGCUUGAAACACCAGAAGAGAAGGAUUGGCCCAAGAGAAAAUUAACAUCUUGCCCAAACCCACCUAAUAAGUUGGAAUUGGAAUUUGGGAGUCCCGUAUUAAUGGGGUGCUAGUACUGUACAAACUCCAGUACUGUAGUCACUUUGAUAUUUACAAAGAACGAUACGGAUGGAACAUCAGCGCUCUGUCCCCUAUGGCAACAGGGCUAAACCAGAGUUUAUCUAAACAUAGUUUACUAGAUUAACAACUUAAUCUUUAACACUGAUCUGAAGCUAUAAGGGGACAUCGUAUGACACCCUAUUAUAAAAUUCUACCCAGUAGAAUUUCGCGCUUUCGCCGCGAGCUUAAGACACAUCUAUUUAUUUGCGCAGGACUGGACUAGAUUUUAAAUUCAAAUUGGUUUUAAUGGGGAUUUUAUUAUUUUUAUUAUCAUUUUAAUUAUUCGGCCAAUUAUAAUAAGUUUUUUAAUGGAUGUUUUAUUUGUAUUUAUAUGUAUGUUUUUAUCUGGUUGUGAACCGCCCUGAGUCCCUAGGGAGAUAGGGCGGUAUAAAAAUAUGAUAAAAUAAAAUAAAUAAAUAAUAAUAAAUAAUACCCCUGGCUUUUCCAGGAGAUGUGGUAGAACAGUGCCCCCCGCCCCACACAACCUUUUGGGCACUAGGGACUGGUUCCACGGAGAGAGGUUUUACCACGGACCAGAGGAAGUGUGGUCUUGCUGGCUGCCUGAAUCCCACAGAUGGGGUUUCGCUUGUUCGUAUGUUGCUAGCAUGCCACAGUCCAGUGCUUGUCCAUGGACCAGGGGCUGGAGACCCCUGUGGUAGAAGGUCCAUCUGGGUACUCGGAAGCUGCCAGUGUGGAUGAGGAUGAACAAAGUGAGACUCAACUCUAGCAAGAUGAAGCAGUUGUCCAUUCAGACAGUGAUUGACUUUGAGACAACAUCCUUCUUAGCAGUGGUGAAAUGUAAAAUUUGUUAGGUCCAGUUCUGUGGGCGUGGCUUGGUGGGGGAGGGGGUAAUGUGACUGGGUGGGCGUGGCCAACUUUUUUUUUUUUACUUUUAAAAGCAUUUUUUCUACAACCUCUUCGGGCAAAGAGGUUGUAAAAAAUGCUUUUAAAAGGCUCUGAUGAUCCCAGCUGAGUUGCCUGAUCAUCAGAGGCUUUUGUUUUCUUUUAAAAACAUUUUUUUUUGCUUUUAAAAGAAAAAAAAAGCCUCUGACGACCAGGCAACUCAGCUGGGAUUGUCAGUGCCUUUUAAAAGCAUUUUUUCUACAACCUCUUCGGCUGAAGAUGUUGUAGAAAAAAUGCUUUUAAAAGCCUCUUAUGAUCUCAGCUGAGCCGCACAAUCAUCAGAGGCUUUUUUUUUUGCUUUUAAAAGCAUUUUUUUCGGCCAAAGAAAAAAUGCUUUUAAAAGUAAAAAAAAAAACCUCUGAUGAUCGCGCAGCUUAGCUGGGCAUGGUGGGGUGCGGGGAUUUUUGCUACCAGUUCUCCAAACCAUCCCCUGCCAUCGCUACCGGAUCGAGCAAUCCAGUCUGAACCAGGAGCAUUUCACCCCUGCUUCUUAGGUCUGGAUGAGGGGGAUUGCUUCCCCCCAAAAAAAACUUGCUUCCAAAUCAGAAUGCUUGGGUUCAUACUACAUACUGUAAGCCAAAACUAAUUAAAUGUAGCUUAAUGCAAUGGAUGAUCCCUACUCAUAACAGGUUUGUUUGCUGAUUGGGAGUGCAGCUGAGUCCACAGAAGCUAAAGUCUAUUGAUUUCAGAAGGAUAACUUUAAUAAUCUCCUGCAAACACCACCACCCCCUAUCCAAAUGGACAACAUCAAAACAUAAAGAGUUCUACUAGUCCAAUAGUAGAACUUCUGCUCUGCAGUCAGAAGGUUCCUGACUUCGUUUGACCGUUUUUGAUUGGCAGCUAUGAGGCCAGUUGUUGCCCCAUUCCCUACCUCUGCAUGCCCCAUUGGAUGGAGACCCCUUGAUUAGAUAUGGCAAACUGCUUUAGCGGGAACCAUUCCACGUUCUGGUGGGCUCUGGGAGGCUGACUGGUCUAGUUAAUAGUGCUGCUCUACUAUCUAGCAAACUAGGGGUUAGCUGCCAAUUUAACAUCACAGUAACCAGAAGUCUGAACUGUCUAUGGUUACUUUGAGCUAAUAUUGCACCUGCAAGGAUUUGAUCUGAAUAGUCCAAUGGAAUUUGAACAUAGAUAAUUUGUUUGCUGUCUUAGUAGCCUCUCCAUGUAGAUCAAAGGCAACCAAUCUCUUCUCCAAUAAGCAGCUGCGUGAAAGGAGAGAAAAGAGUCCAUUAAAGGAAAGGGGAAAGGAGGAAACGGGAGGGAAGGGAAAGAAAGAAAGGAAAGGAAAGGAAAGGAAAGGAAAGGAAAGGAAAGGAAAGGAAAGGAAAGGAAAGGAAAGGAAAGGAAAGGAAAGGAAAGGAAAGGAAAGGAAAGAUGGAUGUCAGGUCAGAGAGAGAAACUGGGUGGCCUCAUCCGUUUUUGGGUUUGUCCAGCUGCCCUCUCUGCUGUCAUCGUUGGAAGAACCAUAUCAGUUGCAUCUCUCUGCUGAGAUAUGAGGACCUCUGCCAAAGUCUCCUUCAACCUCCAGUUCUGUCUUGCUCGCUUUUGUUGACUGUUUUUUUUUCUUCCAACCAGCAGCACAGUAAGUUAGAUGCUUAGAACUGGAUGUCCUCAUGCAUCUUUCCCUCCCCCCCUCCACUCCUUCCUGCCUGACGGCAUACAAGGGCUCCUGCUAAGUGAGACACAGCACACACGCCUGCACAAUUAAAGACGUGGCUUCCUUCCAGGCCCUUGUGUGGGUGUGUCAGGCCUUAAAUAAGAAUAGAUAGGAUAAGAGCUACAGUCCUUGUCUCCUGCUAGGAAAACAACCCUCAGGCCUCUGCAACUGAUGAAAAGUGGAAUCAGAAGAAUUGGUUUUCUAAGAGAGAGGAAAUUCAUUGGCAAAUAUCUAUGGAGAUUCUCAGUCAUCUAAGUCAUGGUUGUCUCAAAGACUUUUUUUUUUCAAGAGGAAACUAACUUGUGCUAUGCUUGUGUAUAUUGUUAUGACAAAAUUAAAUAAAUAAAAAAUAAACUGGACUUUCUUGCUUUUUCUUUGAAGACGUUUCGCUUCUCAUCCAAGAAGCUUCUUCAGCUCUGGUUGGAUGAUGGGGGAAAUGGAAGGAUUUAUACUCCUUGCAGGCAGCUGGUCAUUUAUAUUCUUUUUACAGAGUCGUUGAGGCUACUUGGAGGUUCAUCUGUGUCUUCAAGGUCACCGGAGUAGUGCAAAUGGGUGUAGAGCCUUCUUGGAACUGCUGAAAGGACAGUGUUGUAUACUGGAGAUAGAUGAUGUCCUAUCCCUCCCAGGGGUGAAAUUGGUUACUACCGGUUCUGUGGGCGUGGCUUGGUGAGGGGGGCAUGGCCAACUUUU